GCGAGGAGCAGGAUGGUGAGGAGCGACCGGCGGCGGCGGCGCUCUGCUCCCGAGCACGCGGGUGGGAGUUGUGGGCUUUGGCUGCCUCCGCGUGGCGGUGGCCCGCGCCUGGUUUCCCGAGUCUCAGGGUUUCUGGGAAACAAAAGAAAGCGAGGAAAUACGCCACCGUGAAACGCAUGAUCAGCCUCCGAGACCAGCGCAUCAAACAGACGGAGCGUGCAAAAUCCAAUGUGAAAAAGAAGGAUGAUCCCAGUGCAAUCAAGGAAAGAGAGGUCCCUCAGCACCCUUCCUGUUUGUUCUUCCAGUAUAACACACAGUUGGGCCCACCCUAUUAUAUUCUGGUUGAUACAAACUUCAUCAACUUCUCCAUUAAAGCCAAGCUGGACCUGGUGCAGUCAAUGAUGGACUGUCUCUAUGCCAAGUGUAUCCCCUGUAUCACAGAUUGCGUGAUGGCUGAAAUUGAGAAGCUAGGGCAGAAGUACCGUGUGGCACUAAGAAUAGCCAAAGACCCGCGAUUUGAACGCCUGCCUUGCACACACAAAGGGACCUAUGCAGAUGACUGCUUGGUGCAGAGGGUCACUCAGCAUAAGUGUUACAUAGUGGCCACGGUGGACAGAGACCUUAAGCGGAGAAUCCGGAAGAUUCCUGGAGUCCCUAUCAUGUAUAUUUCCAACCACAGGUAUAACAUUGAGAGGAUGCCAGAUGAUUAUGGAGCCCCUCGAUUCUAACCCCCGGCUACAGAUGUUCCCAUCACAUACCACUACCAAGCGCCAGAAUUCUAAACCCAGUUACAGUGCUCCUCUGUUUCUAACCCCCCCCCGCUUCCCUCCCUCUGCUGGGAUUGCUCCCAGGGCUGCCGAUGACACUGGACUGAUUUCUUAGGCCUUGGCUUUGCAGCUUUGGUCUUCUAAUGAAAAGCCAUUUUGGAUCUUUCUACCUUUAUUCACCCUUGUUCUGCCUAAACCCAUUGGUUAAAUCAGCAUGUGUGGGAGGGAGUACUAGGACCCAGGGAGUGCAUCUGCCUAGCUUUCUCCUCAUUCUGCAGGUGGGGUAUUUAGAGAAAGUGCCAAGGAAGGAUCCAGCAAUGGCACAGAAUGGGAACACAAGUUCCUAGAAACUGGAGUUGCAGAUCAGUCUGAAAAAACUGUUGCCUGCAGCAGGACAUGCAUUUUUCUGGCACAGCUGAAGUCUGCCCCACACUUUAAAUUUCAUUAUCUGAAUGGUGGGGAAUCAGCAAAAUUAUGAGGCCAUGGCAGUGGAUAUACCUCAUGUGGACAUAAAGGCUCUGAAAAAAAUCAACACAAGAAGGUGGGUUGUGGGGACCUAUAUAGAACACCACAGUACUGCCUUCCAAAUCCCUGACUAAGUAGAUUCUGUGUGUUCUGGGUCUGAACAAAACUGACAAAGUUCUCCUCUCUCCUCCACAUAAGAACAUGGGGGCCAGUGUUACUGAGGUCAAAUCUCCCAUCAAGUUUCAAAUGAAGAAGAUUCUUUGUUUAGAUGUGACAGUCAAGCAUGAGGAUAAACUAACUUAAAAAAAUCACUUGCCAUCAACUUCCUGGGGUCCUUGCUGAAGGAAAAACUGGCAAGCAUGAUGGUUGGUGAGAGUACUGGAGGCAAACUUCAGCAUCUCUACUAAACGGGCAAUAAUAAAGGUGUUCAGUCCCUA
Messenger RNA from Mauremys mutica (yellowpond turtle), 1669 nucleotides. It is a transcript of the gene FCF1, whose product is annotated as FCF1 rRNA-processing protein. The coding region runs from base 177 to 728 and encodes 183 amino acids. The record is from RefSeq and is a predicted model, not a curated record. Gene Ontology annotation, cellular component: small-subunit processome; nucleolus. Lineage: Eukaryota; Metazoa; Chordata; Testudines; Geoemydidae. The transcript is spliced from 8 exons.